AUGGAAGAUGACACAGAUGGUGAUGCGUCCGCCGAGCCAUCUCCAGAGGAACUGGAGCUGGAUUUGGACGAUGAAACCGCAUCAGAGGCCAGCGUGGCAUCUUUACUACCCAUCGAUGAGGCUGAGCUGGACGGGGAGAUUCUCAUUGAGGAACCACCAGCUGAGGAGAAGCCGAGGAAAAAGAAAAAGACCGUGGAUCCAGCAGCACUGGCUGCCCACCGUGUGUGGAAGCGGCUCCGAGCUGAGAGAAAAGCUGCCAAGAAAGCGAAGCGAAAAGCGGAAGCGAGAGCCAAGAAACGUCGAGGGCAUGGUGCUGACCUUGAGGCAUUCUUAAUGAAGACCAAAGAACGUUUGGACACCCGAGCUGCUGAAGCUGAAGCAGAGGCGGCGGCCGCCAUAGUGGUGUCUGCACGGCCAUUGCGAAGCACAGGCGCCGAUCUGCAUUCCUUCAUCUUGAAGACUCGCGAACGCCUGGCUGACCAGGCCGCAGCCGAACGUGCUGCCCAACGCGCCAAAGAAGCCAAGGCUGCCGCCCUGGCGGCGAAUGCAGAUUUGGAGACCUUCCGGAAGGAAUGUCAGGCAAGGAUCGCUCAGAAACUGCUGUCCAAGAUGCCACAGGUGAAAGCUGGAGACGUGAUGGGUGAAGGCGCUGAGGGCGAUGCUUGCACCUUCCAUCGACGGAAGAUCGCUAUCGUUGGAGCUGGUCCAGUGGGCCUUUGGGCUGCCAUGCUGCUGGCCCAGAAGUACCGCUGGACCGAUUCCUCUGGAGCUUUGAGACUCCGACCUGACGCGCCCCAAAUUGUUGUGAUGGAAGCGAGGUCAAUGGCCAGUCAUUGUACUCGCACAGACAUCAGGAUAGCUUUGUCAUCCUCCACUCGUUCGAUGUUAGAUCAGCAAACACGUUCGCGAGCCUUUUCCUCGGGAAUGCCGGUAGCAGAGAUCGAGGAAAACUUUCUGCGGCGUUGGAGGAAGGUUGCAGGCGUCGAGGCCCGGAUUGAAUACGAGGCAGCAGUUCAGGAUCCAAAAGACUUGAAUGGCUAUGAUGGCAUUCUUUGGAGUGCCGGCAGGCGGUCCUUAAACGAGGCUCUUCGAAAAGACCUGGGAUGCGAGGUCAGAAUUGGCGACAGUCAGAAGGUCAUUGUAUUCCAGGUUCAAGAAUUGUUGGCCGGUGAUGCGUGGCAUUUGAGCAGUCUGGACCUCUCGGGAGCUGCUCAACAGGCUGGCCGUGUGCCACAGCUUCGAGUAAUGUUGCGCCCCGGAUUUGAAGGAGCCUGUGCCUGCUGGCUUUGGGUUUUUGGGCUACCUGCAGAACUUUUGGAGUCGCUGGUGCCCAAACAGGCCUCGAAUGAGCCUCGUGAUCACCUGGUUGAAGCCUUUGAGGACCUAGUCGGAAACGACGGAGGCCCUCUGCGGGCAGCUUUGGAAGUACGGAGGCCUGCUAGGUCGUAG
This is a messenger RNA of Cladocopium goreaui, 1449 nucleotides long. The record is from the annotation of a GenBank genome assembly. NCBI's taxonomy places the organism in Eukaryota, Dinophyceae, Suessiales, Symbiodiniaceae.